AAAUAAGAAAAUAAAUUGAAAUCAAAAGAAUAAUAUAUUUAUUGAGAAUUCCAUACAAUUGAGCUGUUCAUACACACACAUAUAUAUAUAUAUAAUUAAUAAAUAUAUAUGUAUAUAUAUAUAUAUAUCUGUGUAUAUAUAUAAGAGUCGGAGACGUGUGUCUUAGUAAAGCGAAGGUAGCCACAGCAACGCGUAGCGGGAGCAACGAACGAAGCGCCGACCAGGAAACAGGACCAAGAGCAGCGGCAGCAGGCAACGAGGCAGCUAACAAGGAGCCAAACACACGCACACACCCAGCCAGUCACACAUCCACACCCACACCCACACACACACCCACACACACACAGCAAUUUAUUAAGAUGUCAUGGAGAUAUGCGCUACUCACCGACAGAUACAGCAGCAGCAUUGGCGAUAGAUAUAGUCCGCACUAUUAUCAGUCGCCCAGCCGCCUGGAAACCUCGGAACAGACGACGGGUCGCCAGCUACAGCGCGUGCUGCACUACUCGAUGGCGCCCUGCCGGACGCUGCCUGGCCUGCGACGUGCCGAGUGCGCCAUACACGAUGUUGACUGUGAUGAAGUCUAUCCGGGCAUUUACAUAGGCGAUGCCGCGGCGGCCAAGAACAAAACCUAUUUGCGUAUGGCCGGCAUUACGCACGUGCUGAACGCUGCGGAGGGCUGUCGCUAUGGCCAGGUGGAUACUGGACACAGUUACUAUCGGGAUAUGCCCAGCAUUAGACGUCAACAUAAGGAUUGCUUUUUUAGAUAUAUGGGCUUCCCCAUGAUCGAUGCGCCAACGACAGAUAUAUCCCGUUACUUCUAUGUGGCAGCCAAAUUCAUAGACAGCGCCAUCAGCAGCGGCGGCAAGAUCCUGGUGCACUGCCUGGUGGGCAUGUCACGCUCGGCCACCUGCGUGCUGGCCUAUCUCAUGAUCUGCCGCAAAAUGUCCGCCGUAGACGCGAUACGCACGGUGCGCAUGCGCCGUGAAAUACGACCAAAUGAUGGCUUCCUGCAGCAGCUGGCCGAUCUCGACAUGGAGCUGAAACGCAAAAAUCUUUAUCCCUACUAAGGCUAUAACAAAAACCCCAACACAACCAAAGAUAUAUAUAUCUAUAUACCCAUACACAUAGUAUAUAUAUGUAUGUAUACUAUGCUAGGCUAAGGCAAACAGAAUGCUGAUGAUUGGCUGAAAUUAAUGAAUUGUUGUAUUACUAAGAGUUAUAAAAACACACACACAAAUACACAUUGGCAACGUUUAU
Molecule: messenger RNA, 1257 nt
Organism: Drosophila hydei
Lineage: Eukaryota; Metazoa; Arthropoda; Insecta; Diptera; Drosophilidae
Product: dual specificity protein phosphatase 3
Exons: 7
Coding region: 360-1067 (235 amino acids)
Biological process (GO): protein dephosphorylation; negative regulation of MAPK cascade
Cellular component (GO): cytoplasm
Molecular function (GO): MAP kinase phosphatase activity; protein tyrosine/serine/threonine phosphatase activity
Source: RefSeq, a predicted model, not a curated record